Molecule: messenger RNA, 2925 nt
Organism: Bathycoccus prasinos
Lineage: Eukaryota; Viridiplantae; Chlorophyta; Mamiellophyceae; Mamiellales; Bathycoccaceae
Product: ATP-dependent helicase NAM7
Exons: 1
Coding region: 1-2925 (974 amino acids)
Molecular function (GO): helicase activity
Source: RefSeq, a predicted model, not a curated record
AUGAAUUACAACAACAACAAUAAUAAUUACUACGGAGGAGGUGGUGGCGGUGGUGGAAACUACGGAGGAGGAUACGGAGGAGGAUACGGAGGAGGAUACGGAGGAGGAUACGGAGGAGGAUACGGGGGAGGAUACGGAGGAGGAUACGGAGGAAGAGGAGGAUACGGGAGAGGUGGAUAUGGCGGCAGAGGAUUUGGAGGUGGUGGCGGCCGUGGAGGUGGCUUUUUCGGCCAAAAGCAGAAAAAAGUAAAAGUGAUACCGGAGAAGAAAAUAGCGUACGGGAAGCAAAUACGACGAGAGAUGGACACGGGGCAGAUCUCCCAAGCGUUCGUGUGGUUUGCAAAGUACACCACGGAGAAAAUUAAACCGAAAAUGGGGAACAUUUUGCAAACCGCCAAAUCUGGAACGGUGGACGAGGAGACGCACACAAAGUUGAUUUUGAGAUUGUUACAGGCGAAUCACGCGAAACACGCGGCGUUUGUCGCCGAGAGCAUGUCAAACGAUAACUUCAAAAUGUCGUUGAAGAAAUUCUGCGAGAUUUUAAUGUCUGUGCCGUGUAGGUGCGAUGUGGAAGACGCGAAGAAGCUCGUCAACGCCUUGUGUCCUUUGACGAAAGUCGUCGAGCACUCGGACGCCGCGACGGCGGGGUAUUUCACGAAAAACGCGCGCUUGUUGUUGACAGAAUUUUGUGAGGAGUCUACGCAAAUUUUAGAGAGGAUAGCGAAAAGGCCGCCGGCUGCGACUGAUCUCGUCGCCACGGCGUCGACGUGGAAAGGUGGAAGGUUGUGUCUGUCGACGAAGCCGCAGGUUGGGCCGGACGGUGUCACGAAGAUUCCAACGCCAAUGUCGUGUUUACAAGGCCAAAUAAAUUUGGACGGGAAGCGCAUUUUAUCCGGCGGGGAUUCCGUGCUGGUUCGCAAAUACGUGUCACCGCCGAAAGCUAUACCCCAAGUGCGGUCGUUCGAAUCCUUGCCGGAUUUAUCCCCAGAAGCGGCGGAUAUGUAUAAAGAGACGAAAACGAUGGGUGAUGGUAUUACUUUAGCUGAGAAGCAGCCACCAACACCGCCGCCUGCGCCGGACUCGUCGCUCAAAGCGUCUGCGACGGCGUUUGUUCCGAAGGCACCACCAUUACCAGUCGCGCCGAGACCGCUCGAUGCGCCUGAGGUUGAAUUCGAAGAGUUUGAAGGCAUCAUUGAAUUUGUAAAUUACGAACAAACAGAAAUUCACAUCAACUUGGACCACGGCGAGGUGAAAGAUAUCAUCGGUGAAGGAUGGAGCGUCGACAAGUUAGCGAACAGAGUUUCGUUUUCAAGACAGGUUGGAGCGAUGCGAGAUUUGCUCGAAAUCGUCGAUCCGACGAAGAAAGCAAAGUGCACGACGAACCCGGCGUUUCGAAAAAUUUUAACCGCUGGAUUCCAAUACUCUGAACACGCGGAACCGGACGAAAUCGAUGCAAACAAAGGAGGCGUGACGCAUUUAAACGAAAUGAAACGCAGUUCAUCUUUUGCGGAAGGUUUAGAGUCCAUCGAAGAAGAGGAAGUGGCAAACCUUUGCGCGGAGGUAAACGGCGGAAGAUACGAACACGUCGUACGAAACGUCACCAGACAAUUCAACUUGAACGAGUCGCAACAACGGGCGGUAUCGGCGACUUUAGAGCGCCGAUUAAGUUUAAUACAAGGACCUCCGGGUACUGGGAAAACGCACACGUCUGUUGCCAUCGUUCGCGGACUGAUAGAUAUAGGCAGAGGACCAGUACUGUGUACUUCUGAUAGUAACACCGCGGUGGACAACUUAGUGGAAGGCUUGGCGCGCGCGGGCGUACGCGUCGUUCGAAUCGGUCGUACCGAAGCCGUUCGUCAAGAUCUUGCGAUGUAUCAAAUUGAGAAUAUGGUUCCACCUGGAUGUACAAAGCACGAAGCGUACGAAGCACAAAUCAGAGCCGUAAGAUACGCGCAAGCCGUGUGUUGCACGUGCGCUGGUUCCGGUAGCGACUUCUUGGAUCGGAUUAGUUUCUCCGCGGUGAUGUUAGACGAAGCCUCUCAAGUCACGGAGCCGAUGAGUUUAGUGCCAAUCUCGAGAGGAUGUCAACAGCUUGUUUUAGUUGGAGACCAUAAGCAGUUACCGCCGACUAUUUUAUCUCGAGAAGCCGAGCUUGGUGGAUUAACGCUUUCCAUGUUCGAUCGACUCGUGUCCUUAGGGGUUGUGCCGUACAUGCUCGACACGCAGUUUCGCAUGCACCCGGCUUUGGGUAAAUUUCCAUCGGACGCGUUCUACGAUAAACAAUUGAAAAACGGAACGCCUCGAGCGAUGCGACCAACACCAAUUGGUUUCAAUUGGCCACAGCCAAAUGUUCCUAUUUGUUACAUCCCAACGCACCCGACAAACGCGAUGGAAAACAACGACUCGAAUUCGUAUUCCAACAGAGCGGAAGCAGAGUUAGUAUUGGCGUAUUUGCGUGGUUUCUUAUCCGCGCAAGAGUUACGACCGAAAGAUAUUGGGAUUGUUACCCCGUACGCUGCACAAGUUCGUUUGCUUCGGCAAAUGAUUCGCCGCGCCGGGAUUCAAACCGGUGUCGAUAGGAAUACCGGCGAGUGCGGUAUCGAAGUCUCCUCCGUCGAUGGGUUUCAAGGACGCGAGAAAGAACUCAUGAUAGUUUCCACGGUUCGAGCAAAUACGAACAGAAGUUUAGGUUUCGUUUCCGACCCGAGACGAUGUAACGUGACGCUCACGCGAGCGAGAAGAGGGUUGGUUGUCAUCGGGCAUGAGAACACGUUGCGUUGCGACCGAAAGGUUUGGGGACCGUACGUCCAAUGGAUGAUUGAAAGCGGUCUAGCUUUGGGCAUACGAGGACGACAAGAAAAAAUAGCGGAAGUGAACGCCAUCGAAUGUGAUUUAGACGCCGUUUCGCGACCUUUCGCGUUGUGA